This is a messenger RNA of Ficedula albicollis (Collared flycatcher), 1107 nucleotides long. RefSeq names its product growth factor receptor bound protein 2 (gene GRB2). Gene Ontology annotation, molecular function: protein binding. NCBI's taxonomy places the organism in Eukaryota, Metazoa, Chordata, Aves, Passeriformes, Muscicapidae. The record is from RefSeq and is a predicted model, not a curated record. The coding region runs from base 190 to 843 and encodes 217 amino acids. The transcript is spliced from 5 exons.
UUCCCCUAAUGGCCCGUCUCUUCCUCCUCCUCCCCCUCCCCUAGGGCGGAUCGUCCCCCGGCCUCCCUGUAUGUGAGAGACGGGGCCGGCGCCUCGCACGGAGCCGGGAGCCGCCGCCGCGGGAGGAGCGGAGGCUUCAGGGAGCGCUUCCUGCCCACCGCCCGCACCGCCGGGCGCGGCAGCCCCAGCAUGGAAGCCAUCGCCAAGUACGACUUCAAAGCCACCGCGGACGACGAGCUGAGCUUCAAACGGGGCGAUAUCCUUAAGGUUUUGAAUGAAGAAUGUGAUCAGAAUUGGUACAAGGCAGAACUCAAUGGAAAAGAUGGCUUCAUUCCCAAGAACUACAUAGAAAUGAAACCCCAUCCGUGGUUUUUUGGAAAGAUUCCCCGAGCGAAGGCUGAAGAAAUGUUGGGCAAACAGAGACAUGAUGGUGCCUUCCUCAUCAGGGAGAGUGAGAGUGCUCCUGGGGACUUCUCCCUCUCAGUCAAGUUUGGAAAUGAUGUGCAGCACUUCAAGGUGCUUAGAGAUGGGGCUGGCAAGUAUUUCCUUUGGGUGGUGAAGUUCAAUUCUUUGAACGAGCUGGUAGAUUAUCACAGAUCCACAUCUGUCUCCAGGAACCAGCAAAUAUUUCUCCGAGACAUUGAGCAGGUGCCACAGCAACCAACAUACGUUCAGGCCCUGUUUGAUUUUGAUCCUCAAGAGGAAGGAGAGCUGGGCUUCCAUCGUGGAGACUUUAUCCAAGUCCUCGACAAUUCUGACCCCAACUGGUGGAAGGGAGCGUGCCGUGGACAGACGGGCAUGUUCCCACGCAACUACGUGACCCCAGUGAACCGGAACAUCUAGAGAUAAAUAUUAGAGAUUAUUUAAGGAAACCAGAGAAACAGUAAAUACACAUACAGAGCCUAACUGCAGCCAGUGACCUAAAAAUCACACGGCGGUAAAACCGGAGUCACCUUUCACCGUGAGGUGAUCCUCCUUCCCUCAGUACGGAACUUCAGGGGCGGGGGGGAAGAGUUCAACUUACACACCAAAACUUAUCUUAAAGAAAAAAAAAAUGGAAAAUAGAAAAAGGAGAGAGAGAGAAAAAAAAAAUGAAAUAACAAAUUU